This is a messenger RNA of Abrus precatorius (Indian licorice), 1302 nucleotides long. RefSeq lists its product as uncharacterized. The record is from RefSeq and is a predicted model, not a curated record. The coding region runs from base 1 to 1302 and encodes 433 amino acids. Lineage: Eukaryota; Viridiplantae; Streptophyta; Magnoliopsida; Fabales; Fabaceae. The transcript has a single exon.
AUGUUUGAGAGGCUAAAAGAUGAUGCAGAAAAACCAUUGUACAAUGGAUGCAGAAAGUUCACGAGAUUAAGUUCUGUGUUAAAGCUUUAUAACCUGAAAGCAAUGAAUGGAUGGACUAAUAAAAGCUUCACAAAGUUACUAACUUUAUUAAAUGAGAUGCUACUAGAGGAUAAUGUGCUACCUACGAGAACAUAUGAUGCUAAACAAGUACUUGCUUCCAUUGGAUUGACCCAUGAGAAGAUACAUGCUUGUCCUAAUGAUUGCAUUUUGUUUCGAAAAGAGUAUGCAUCACUAAGCCAAUGUCCAAAGUGUAAUGAGUCACGUUACAUAAAGAACAAAUCUACACCUGCAAAGGUCAUGUGGUAUUUUCCAGUAAUUUUGAGAUUAAGGCGCUUAUUUCGCACUGCAGAAAAUGCAAAGCACAUGACUUGGCAUGCUGAAGGCAGAAUUAGAGAUGGGAAGCUUAGGCAUCCAGCAGAUUCUCUUCAGUGGAAAAAGUUUGAUGAUGAAUAUGAAGACUUUGCAGCAGAAACAAGGAAUAUACGCUUUGCUUUGGCAAUCGAUGGAAUGAACCUUCAUGGCAUGCAAAGUAGUACCCAUAGUACCUGGCCUGUGAUUUUAUUAAUAUAUAACUUGCCUCCAUGGUAUUGCAUGAAGCAAAAAUAUAUGAUGCUUUCUUUGUUAAUCUCUGGUCCCAAACAACCUAGAAAUGACAUUGAUGUCUACUUGUCUCUUCUAAUUGAAGAUUUGAAGCGGUUGUGGGAAAACGACAUUGAAGUAUAUGAUGGGUUUAGAGAUGAAUGUUUCACACUUAAGGCAAUGUUGUAUGGUACAAUUAAUGAUUUUCCUGCUUAUGGAAAUCUUUCUGGUUAUAGCAUAAAGGGUCAAUGUGCAUGUCCAAUAUGUUCCAAAAAUACAGAUUAUAUCAGACUUGAAUACUGUCACAAGAAUGUUUUCAUGGGGCAUCGUAGGUGGUUGCCACGAAAUCAUCCUUUUAGAAAAAUGAAGAAAGCCUUUAAUGGAAGUUGUGAUGAACGACGAUGUCCAUAUUCAAAAAGUGGAGAACAAAUUUUUGAAGAGGUUAAAGAUAUCAAAACAACUUUUGGGAAACCAUUUGCCAAAGACAUUUCAAGUAGAGGUUGGAAGAAGAUGUCAAUUUUCUUUGAGUUACCCUAUUGGAAAUCGUUACACGUAAGACACUUUGUUGAUGUUAUGCAUGUUGAGAAAAAUGUAUGUGGAAGUGUUGUCGGUACGUUAUUGAACAUUGAAGGGAAAAAAAGGAUGGUAUCAAUGCAAGCUUGA